CGUACGUCCCCCUGACUAGAUGUGGAUGGAGAUAACUGUCACUGUGCUAUCGUUUGAGCAUCAGUCAGCUCAGGUUAGGGACAUAGCAUCAUAGACAAAAGCCGAGUAUGCUGAAAUAGCAACGACUGAAAGAGUAUUUAGACAUGGCACCCAAAUCGCUGUCUGAAAAGUUAGCAAAUUUAGAGGACAGUGACUUAAAAGAGUCUACCUGCAGUUGCAGGAAACAGUGUAAGAACUGUAAAAUCUUUCUGGGAUUCUUCGUCUUAUCCCUUUCAUUGCAUCUAGUUACGCUUUUCUGUUAUUUGGACCUGAGAUCCGAAGUGAAACGCGAGAUUCUCCAGAAGAACAGAGAGGAGACAGUGUCACCGGCCGCAACCGAUAUGAAUGACCGAUAUUCUCCAGUAUUCCAGCUGUUGGAUAUCAGCUACCCAGCUGAUAUACAGAAUAGGUUGCCUCUGGGGAACAGUGACAAAAACUCUCACCUCAAAGAAGACAGAGACAAUGCUGUCCAUCGCACCAAAAGGAGCCAGCAGAAUAAACGACUUGAUUCAGAAUCACAUGGAAACAAACGAAAAGAAAGGAAAAAAGGUAAGAAGGGCCCUCCGGGUGCACCUGGCCCCCUAGGCCCUCCAGGGCCACAGGGGCCACCUGGUAUUCCUGGCAUUCCAGGCAUCCCUGGGAACAACGCCAUGGGCCCCUCAGGACCACCCGGACCUCCAGGCCCUGCUGGACCCCCAGGGCCACAGGGACCCCCUGGUCUUCAAGGACCCUCAGGGGGCAGAGUUAGAGAUAGCCAGCCUGCUGUGGUACAUCUCCAAGGCCAAGAAACAACAAUACAGGUCAAGGAAGAUCUUUCAGAAGGCGUACUGAGAAACUGGAAAAUGAUAUCCAUGCAUCACAAGGUGUUCAAGAUGCACUCGAGAUCUGGGGAGCUGGAGGUGUUGGUAGAUGGCACCUACUUCAUCUAUAGUCAGGUAGAAGUUUACUACCUCAACUUCACUGACAUUGCUAGCUAUGAGGUGAUGGUGGACAAGACGCCGUUCCUGCGCUGUACACGGAGCAUCGAGACUGGACAGCGCAAGUUCAACACCUGCUACACGGCUGGGGUGUGUCUGCUGCGUGCCCGGCAGAAGAUCUCCAUCAAGAUGGUGUACGAGGACACCUCCAUCAGCAUGACCAACCACACCACCUUCUUGGGGAGCAUCCGCCUCGGGGAUGCCCCCCCGGCCAGCCACUCUUGAAGAGGCAGGCCUACCAACCUGUCUGUCAAGCCACGACCCACCCUUCUACCAGCAUAUCCACCUAUGGCCUGCGGAGGCUCCUCCCACUCUACUCUUCCUCUACAACCAUCACCACCACCUAUCACAUAUCGACCAAUAAGGAGAUGAGGAUGCCCACCUACUCCAGAGAUGACAUCAUGUAUAGUACUAAAGUAUCCGCCCUCAGCCUGGGCCAGGCCCACCCCUUCAGGCUACUACUGAGCUGAUAAGCCCCACCCUCCCUUAUAAUAGUGGGAUGACCAGGUGUAAUGAUAUUAACCGCUGCCUGUUAUCUCUUAAUGGAAGAUUCCUUCCACAGAGCGAUGAUAACUAUGACCUUCGGAGGUGAUGAUGGACAAAUAUGCACCCAACGUGUCUUAGCAUUAAGAAAGGGAGGAGUUGUUUGAAGAAAAAAAUACAUUAGACUUUACUUUUAGAAUUGUGCAUUUAUAGAUAAUAACUUGGUUUCCCUGGUCAUGACAUGCUUGAGAAACCAAGGUUGACAGGAGUCAGUCAUGUCUCCACUGAAAGAACUGUCUGUUAGUUAGACAACAUAGGUACAUACUGUAAAAGUUUUUGAAAACAAUAUAGAAAUACAAUGUGUGGCAGUGGUCUGAUGAAAUUAACAUUUAUAGCUGAAACAGAAACAUUUCUCUGUUAGAAUGUGCACUGGUUAAAGCAAAUUAUUGAUCUGUAGGCAAAUCCCUCUCCACUCUCGCAAGUCCACUCUCUGUCUCCCUCUGUCUCUCUCCCUCUCUCCCCUCUCUCUUUCCCUCCCUCUCCCUCUCUCUCUCUCUCUCUCUCUCUCUCUCUCUCUCUCUCUC
Salmo salar (Atlantic salmon) is the source of this 2083-nucleotide messenger RNA. RefSeq lists its product as uncharacterized. NCBI's taxonomy places the organism in Eukaryota, Metazoa, Chordata, Actinopteri, Salmoniformes, Salmonidae. The record is from RefSeq and is a predicted model, not a curated record. Gene Ontology annotation, molecular function: death receptor agonist activity; death receptor binding; tumor necrosis factor receptor binding. Gene Ontology annotation, cellular component: membrane. Gene Ontology annotation, biological process: animal organ development; immune response.